Messenger RNA from Mustela lutreola (European mink), 3292 nucleotides. RefSeq names its product tuftelin 1 (gene TUFT1). Gene Ontology annotation, biological process: intracellular signal transduction. Bases 752 to 1771 code for a protein of 339 amino acids. NCBI's taxonomy places the organism in Eukaryota, Metazoa, Chordata, Mammalia, Carnivora, Mustelidae. The record is from RefSeq and is a predicted model, not a curated record. The transcript has 12 exons. Gene Ontology annotation, cellular component: intracellular anatomical structure; I band.
GCUGACAUCACCUGGGGCCGGCUUGGGGCCGGCUCGGUGCCGUGGGCUCCUCGCCUCACUUCUCUUUCUCUUUUUCUACCGCCGCGUGGCUGGCAGUGGGGUUCUUGGGGAGUCGCGGCAGGAAGGCUGUUCCGGGACUCGGGCGUCCCUGCCCUCUGGAAGGACACCCCGUCUCCUGCCCGGGACCCCCGCGAAUAUCCGGGGCGCGCUACUCAGGCGUCCUGUGGGCAGUAGAUUGCGUCGUGGGAUAAACGAGCUCCUGGAACGGGGUCUUUGCGCUCUUUGUACUUUGAAUACCCGACGGGGAGAGAUUAGCCUUUUCUGUUGUUCCUGGUGUUCUCAGAGGCCCUUCAGAUAAUUUAAUGGUGCUCUGGGUGAUCGGUAAGAAGACUGGGUAGAGAGUCAAAUCCCAGGGCUUGGACCAAAGGGUGGGGCGGUAGGACUCUAGGUACGCCGACAUUGGCCAGGAAAUCCGCCUUUCGCUGGGAGGGAUAGGGCUGUCUGCUUGAGGGACACCUCUCUGCUCGGAUUUCUCCUUCCCCUUGCAGUCCUCCUGCCUCCCCUUCCCCCAUCGGCCAGCCGGUAGUUUCCUGGGACGGUUUCUUCGCUUCGUUUCCGGGUCCAGCUACCAAGCCCUGGGCAAGUGGAUGAAGGAGAUGCCAGAACCUAGGCUGGAAAGGGAAGGAAGUGACCCACGCGAGAGCUUCCGGACGAAGUGAGGUUGGGGGAGGCGGGCAGGAAGACCUAUGCCAUGGUGUCUGGCCGCUCGAUCAGUCAUUCCCUGGCCUCAGAACUGGUGGAGUCCAAUGAUGGACAUGAGGAGAUCAUUAAGGUGUACCUGAAGGGGCGGUCUGGGGAUAAGAUGAUCCAUGAGAAGAAUAUCAAACAGCUGAAGAGUGAGGUGCAAUACAUCCAGGAGGCCCGGAACUGCCUGCAGAAGCUCCGGGAGGACAUAAGUAGCAAGCUUGACAGAGAUCCGGGAGAUUCUCUCCGUGGACAGGAGAUACAGGUGGUGUUAGAAAAGCCAAAUGGAUUAAAUCCAAGCUCCAUGACCCAGUAUAGCAGUUCACCUGAGGUAGAUGCCUACAUAAGUGAAGAUGCCGAGAGCUUGAGAAAGACUGUGCGGGACCUGCUUGUCAAGCUGCGGGAGGCUGAGCGGCAGCACCAGUCAGACCGAGUGGCUUUUGAGGUCACACUCAGCCGGUACCAGAGAGAAGCAGAACAGAGUCAAGUGGCCCUUCAGAGAGCAGAGGACCGAGUGGAGCAGAAGGAGGCUGAUGUCGGAGAGCUCCAGAAGCGCCUGCUAGGCAUGCAGGCGGAGCAUCAGGCCUUAUUGGUGAAGGUCAGGGAGGGAGAAACAGCCCUGGAGGAACUUCGGAGCAAGAACACUGACUGUCAAACAGAGCGAGAAAAGGCUGCCAACCUGGAAAAGGAAGUGGCCGGGCUGCGGGAGAAGAUCCACCACUUGGAUGACAUGCUGAAGAGCCAGCAGCGGAAAGUGAGGCAAAUGAUAGAGCAGCUCCAGAAUUCAAAAACUGUGGUCCAGUCAAAGGACAGCACUAUCCAGGAGCUUAAGGAGAAAAUCGCCUACCUAGAAGCAGAGAAUUUAGAGAUGCAUGACCGGAUGGAACACCUGAUAGAAAAGCAGAUCAGUCAUGGCCAUUUUAGCACCCAGACCUGGACCAAGACCGAAAACCUGGGCAACGUGAGGAUAUCCAAGCCCCCCAGCCCUAAUAAGCCCAUGCCUCUUAUUCGAGUGGUGGAAACAUGAGCAGAAGAGCUGGACGCUGCUGUUGCCGCUGCUUCUCACCUGCGGAGAAGCCGCCGCCCCUGUAGGCUGCUCGCCCCGACUUUGACUUCCUGACUGAUCCCUGGGCUGGGGGUCCAUGUGUCCCACUGUUUCCAAGCUCCUGCCCCCUGUGUGCUGGGCAGACAGAGGAUGCACACCCCUUCUGGACACUGCAGCCCUGGAGGACGUUCACCCACCAGCGAGAGCCAGGGCAGUAUCCUUAUUCCUAUAGUUACUAGUUUUCUCUGUAGUAGAGCCGCCCUUCUCUUGUAGGCUGGAGUUCAGCUGCCCCAGGAUCCAGGCCCUCACUGGGUCGGGAGAGGUGGCAAGAUUUCCCUCACCCAGAGAAGCUGGAGGCACCAAGGUCUACAGCGAGGGGAGGGUAUCCGGGGAAGGGGGAAUGAAGUUCCCUCCACAAACACAGCUCAGUUCUUCACAACUCAUUGUUUGUUUUUCCACUCACUCUGCCCUCAGCCCCUGCCUACCCGGGCCUCCUACAGACAGACCCAGAGCGACCUGUCAUGGCCUGGGGCAGAGUCAGUGAGCUGCAGCUUUGACUGGCCAACCUUGUCUUCCUGGGAGAAGGAAAUGUACAUUCCGCGAGUAGCAUUUAGUGGAAAGGUUCUGUGGGGCCACAGGGAGUAAUGUGUGACUUCUCUCUGCUGGGGAGACUCCCAGCAUCUCUUAGGGUUUUCCCCUAAGAUGCAGUGCAAGGUACACCUCAGUCUUUUUGACUCAAGAGCUAAAAACUGUUUUCACUGGGUUACAUUGAUCUCAGUGAAACUCUCAUUGUAUUUAUUUUGCUAAGUUAUUGGUGUUUUCCCUUACAUCUCACGAUUGAUUUAAUACUGGAGUUUUAUAGCCUUCUCUUGUGGUGUUUGGAUUUGCUCCAUGCUGGGAAAAAUGUGUUCCCACUGGACUUGUUGAUUUCAGAAGUAAAUCUUUCUCUUUUCCUUCUAUCUGCUUCUUUCCCUUCCUCCUUCAAACCUGAUCUGAGCCUCAGGGCGGCAAGCAUAUUUGUCCUGAGGCUUUGGGGUCUGAGUGUGUGUUGUUUGAGGGAAAAGGGUGAUCAGGAUUCUUGGGGAGGGAUUGAGUUCUUCCCCUCAGCCCUCUGCACCCUCUGCUCCACAAUCCAUCUGUUUCCCUGGCUCUGAAGGACCCUGACACUCAUCGUGUUUUCUUUAGGGCUCUUCCUGCAGCCUCAAGGAGGAGAUAUGCAUCAGAAUGUGGUACUACUGUACUGGUACUGCUGUAGGGCACAGAAACAUUCAAAGUCAACAUGGGUUAAGUCUUUAGGUCCUCUUUGGCUCGAAACCAGAAGCCCGUGUGCUGGGACUGGGUGGACAGGCUGGGGUCCAGAGUGCCAUGCUGGUAUUCUCGUUCACUUUCCUCAUUUGUAAAACGAGGGGGUCCGGAUAAUUUCCAUGGGCCCUCUCAGUUCUGAUGAUUUUUUCCUGUGGCAUAGUCUUGAUAUGGCAAACUUAAUAAAAUAUGUUAAAUGUG